AUCACGGUACCAAAAUUGCGUAAUCGGCAAUGUAGGUGAAUUGCUGUCUGAGGCCGAGCGAUGGAUUUUAGGAAGAGUCAUGCAGGAGGGGGCUAUGGAUCUGAAUUUGAAUACGACAGUGAAACUGAAAGAAGAAAGAGAUCUCGACAGGAUCUAGCCACCAAACCUGGUCAGAGUACAGUCACAGGUGGACUCCCAUCAAAGCGUCUAGCAGCAUCAGAAUAUGACAGAGAAGAGAGUAAAAACCAGCGGUUCCAUUUUCUUGCCUUAGAUGCCUACAAUCGUCAUAAGCAGCUAGUGAAUGACUACUUGUUAUAUUAUCCAGGGGCCACUAAAGAUCUGUUUCAGAGAGACACGUCAAAGGACAAAACUGAUUUGGAUGUGAUUAGGGAGAACCAUCGUUUCAUAUGGGAUGCGGAGGAUGAGGAGCAAGAAAACUCCUGGGGAAAGAGGCUAGCCAAGAAGUACUGGGAUAAGCUCUUUAAAGAGUACUGCAUCGCUGAUUUGAGUCGAUAUAAAGAAAAUAAGAUUGCAAUGAGAUGGCGAGUGGAGAAGGAGGUAGUAGAGGGCAAAGGUCACUUCACAUGUGGCAAUAAGAAAUGUAACGAGCAGGGAGGAUUAAGAACGUGGGAAGUGAACUUUGCUUACAUGGAACAUGGAGAGAAGAAAAAUGCACUUGUGAAACUAAGACUGUGUGAGGCUUGCUCUUACAAGCUCAACUACCACAAGACAUGCAAGGAGGUCACCAAAAGGUCAUCAAGCUCCAAGCCUCGCAAAGACAGAGAUUCAAAGUCACCUUCUCCUAAGAGACAUAAAAGCAAACUCAAGGACAAACAUAAGGACAGACGUAAGGACAAACACAAGGACAAAUAUGAGGAGAGUAAGCAUGAGAAACAUAGAAGUAAACACCACAAGGAAAGGAGAAAGAGGAGAUCAGAGUCGGAUGAUAGCUUAAGUGAUGAUGAACUUGGACAAAAAAGGACAAAACACAGCUCUAAAGGAGAUGAUACUGACAGAAGUAAUGUAUCUGAGAGUGAGUUCUGGGCUGGCCCUGCUCCUGUAACAGAAGAUAAAUCAAGAGAGGAUGAAUUUGAUGACUAUCUCAAGGAUAUGUUCUUAUGAGCGUUCUCUACAUUGUGAACACUUCAUACACAUGAAUGUGUAUUAAACUCUGAAAUGGUUGGUCUGAUGGGUUUGGAGUGUUUUCUACAGUGUGAAAUAAAUUUCGAUUCACCGCCAUGAUGGUCAGACCGAUGGAUUUGGAGCGUUUUUCUACAGUGUGAACACCUCAUGCACAUGAAUGUCUACUCAACACCAUGGUGGUUAGACUGAUUGGUUUGGAGUGUUUUUCUACAAUGUGAACACCUUAUACACAUAAAUUUCAAUUCAACGCCAUGAUGGUCAGACUGAUGGGUUUGGAGCGUUUUUCUACAGUACAUCUCAUACACAUGAUGUCUACAACACCAUGAUGGUCAGACAGAUGGGUUUGGAGCAUUUUUCUACAGUUUGAACACCUCAUACACAUGAAUGUCUACUCGACACCAUGAUGGUCAGACCCAUGGGUUUGGAGCGUUUUUUCUGUAGGGUGAACACUUUAUAUACAUGAAUGUCUACUCAACUCCAUGGUGGUCAGACCGAUGGGUUAGGAGCAUUUUGUACAGUAUGAACGCCUUAUACACAUGAGGAUACAAAGCGCUGCUAUUAUUACCCGUCUUUAGCUAUGCUGCCCAUAUACUCCCUAAAGUAUAAUUUCUUCCUACCGGGUACCCAUUUACCUAGCCUGGGUUGAGUGCAGCACAAUGUGGGUAAAUUUCUUACGGAAGG
Lytechinus variegatus (green sea urchin) is the source of this 1824-nucleotide messenger RNA. It is a transcript of the gene fra10ac1, whose product is annotated as protein FRA10AC1 homolog. Gene Ontology annotation, molecular function: phosphatase activity. Gene Ontology annotation, biological process: dephosphorylation. The record is from RefSeq and is a predicted model, not a curated record. The coding region runs from base 61 to 1122 and encodes 353 amino acids. NCBI's taxonomy places the organism in Eukaryota, Metazoa, Echinodermata, Echinoidea, Temnopleuroida, Toxopneustidae. The transcript is spliced from 10 exons.